UUAAAAACACGCGCUUCUUGUUUCAUCUUGCACCCUAUUGGUCAGAUUCGCUGUCCAUUUCUCUGGGUUGGCGCGUUGUUGAAUCGGCGGUGAGACGAAAACAUUAACACAAAGCAAAAACUUAUUUUUUAGAAUAUCUGCGGGCAGGUUCACGAACAUGGAGAAUGGCAGGUCUCAGUUUCCAUUUCCAUACAAACCCUAUAACAUCCAGGAGCAGUUUAUGCAAGCCCUGUAUGGGGCACUUGACCAGGGCAAAGUCGGCAUCUUUGAAAGUCCAACUGGAACGGGAAAGUCUCUGAGUCUGAUAUGUGGAGCGCUAAGCUGGCUCACGGACUAUGACGAGAAGAGAAGACAGGAGGCAGCUGCUCUGCUGCAAGAAGGAGAAACAACUCUUUCCACUUCCUCCGCUCAGUCCUCCACAAUCAGCUCCUCAGCGGAGCCUGACUGGAUCACUGAUUUUGUGCAGAAAAAGGCAGAACGUGAUUUGGUGUCAAAAUUGAAGGAGGAAGAAUUGAAAAGAAAGAAGAGAGAGGAGCGACUGGAAAUGAUCAGAAACAAUGUUCAGCUAAAGUAUGCAAUGAAGAGGAAAAGCUGUGAAGAUGAUGAGGCAUUCAAGUUGCUCCAGCUCAGUAAAGAGGAACAAACAGAGACACAAGGAGAUCAUGAAGAUGAGGAACUUAUCGUCGCAGAAUAUGAAAGCGAUGACGAGUCAAAGAGCAGGAGCAGGUUUUGUGAUGGUGAGGAUGACACAGAUGAUGAACUGGUUGAAGAACAUGUCACUAAGAUUUACUACUGCAGCCGCACUCACUCCCAGCUGGCCCAAUUUGUCCACGAGGUUCAAAAGAGCCCUUUCAGCAAGGACGUCAGUGUGGUCACGUUGGGCUCACGGCAGAAUCUGUGCAUCAACGAGGAGGUGCGUCGCCUGGGCAACAUCCAGCACAUUAAUGACCGCUGUAUGGAGAUGCAGAAAAACAAACAUGAGAAGCAGCAUGAUGAAGAGGGCGUAAAACGUAAGCGUGGCCCAGCAAAAAGUGUGUGUCCCUACAAUAAAGCUUCAGCACUGCAGCAGAUGAGGGAUGACAUUCUGGGGACAGUCCAUGAUAUCGAACAGCUGCUGAAGCUGGGCAGAGAAAAACAUUCCUGUCCUUACUACUCGACUCGCCUCGCCAUUCCCCCUGCUCAGUUGGUGGUGUUGCCCUAUCAGAUGCUGCUUCAUGAAGCUACAAGAAAGGCAGCAGGCAUCCAACUGAAGGGACAGGUUGUCAUUAUAGACGAAGCUCACAAUCUUAGUGACACACUCUCCUGUAUACACAGCGCAGAACUCAGUGGAGCACAGCUUUGUCGUGCCUACUCUCAGCUCACCCAGUAUGCUGAACGCUAUAAGAGCAGACUGAAGGCAAAGAACGUGAUGUACAUCAAGCAGAUUCUGUUUGUGAUUGAGGGACUUGUGCGGGUGCUGGGAGGUAAAGUGGGGCAGAAUCCACAGAGCCAGACUACACAAGCAGGAACUGAAAUGCACACAAUAAACAACUUCCUCUUCAAGGCUCAGAUCGACAAUAUCAACUUAUUUAAGUUACAGAGAUACUUUGAGAAGAGCAUGAUCAGCAGAAAACUGGGCGGCUUUGUGGAGAAGUACGCAGGAUCAGGUGUGAGUCUGCACACUCAGAGCAGCUCCAACAAGGAGAACCGACGCACCGAGGGCUUAAACCGCUACCUUCAAACGCUACAGAGCAACCAGAGCACUGCGCCAGUGUCUUUAGCAGACCAGCAGGGGUCUGCAGAGACAGAGAAAGUGCUGUGUGCAUCUCCCAUGAUGCAGGUGGAGGGUUUCUUCUUGGCUCUCACCAGCAGCAACACUGAUGGCAGAGUGGUGGUGCACAGACAAGGUACUUUAUCAGAGAGCAGCGCCAAGUUCCUGCUGUUGAAUCCAGCAGUCCACUUUGCACAGGUGCUGAAGGAAUGCAGAGCAGUCAUCAUCGCAGGAGGAACCAUGCAGCCUGUUUCAGACUUCAAACAAGAGCUACUGUUUUCUGCCGGAGUGGAAGAGGAGCGCAUCACUGAGUUUUCCUGUGGUCAUGUUAUUCCUCCUGAGAACAUUCUUCCCCUCGUCUUGUGCAGCGGCCCAUCCGGUCAGGAGCUAGAUUUUACUUUCCAAAACAGAGACUCUCCACGCAUGAUGGAUGAGACAGGGCGCAUUCUCUCCAACAUUUGUAACGUGGUCCCAGACGGCGUUGUGUGCUUCUUCCCCUCUUAUGAGUACUUGAGGCGGAUCAUUUCCCACUGGGAUGCCAGCGGUGCACUCACUCGUCUUUCUAACAAGAAGAAGAUCUUCCAGGAGCCCAAAAAAGCCAGCCAGGUCGAGCAGGUGCUGAGCGAGUUCUCUCGUUGUAUCCAGAGGUGUGCUGUGGACGGCGGCGGGCUCACGGGAGCGUUGCUGUUCUCUGUGGUCGGAGGAAAGAUGAGCGAGGGCAUCAAUUUCUCUGAUGACCUGGGCAGGUGUGUGGUGAUGGUGGGAAUGCCAUACCCCAACAUCAAAUCCCCAGAGCUGCAGGAAAAAAUGUCCUAUAUGGACAAACACUUGCCUCACAGUGGAGGCAGGAGCCCUGGCCAAGCACUCAUAGAAAACCUCUGCAUGAAGGCUGUUAAUCAGUCCAUAGGAAGAGCUAUCCGUCACCGUGGCGACUAUUCCUCCGUGGUGCUGUGUGACAGACGUUACUCUCGACCUGCUACGCUCUCUAAACUUCCUGCAUGGAUCAAAGAGCGCACCAGCUCACACACAACGUUUGGCCCUGCGUUUGCUGCCUUACGAAAGUUCUUCCUGGAGAAAAAGCAGAAGCAGGUUUAGUCUCAACUGACAUUUCUCCAGUAUUCAACUUUACCAUAGUUCAAGACCAUAGUUCAACUAAACCCAGCGCGACUCAAUCUGCAAUUUUGUGUGUAAGAUUGCUACAGCACUUUUUGCUGCUCUUUAUGUUCUUGACCAUUUUGAAACCAUCAGAUCUCUUGAAUGCUCCUGGAGUUCAAAGGUCCACCAGAGAGGCUGUUUUUUUGUUCCCAGUUCAUCAUUCUACCUUUAUUUUACAUGCCAAAUUGUAUAUUUUUUGUUACUUGUGUUCUGCUUUGGCUUCCUACCAUCUCUAGUUAAGAGAAGUGAAGAUGAAUCAGAGAAUGAUGUAUUUGAUGGCACACUGCAGACAAAGGUCAAAGGCAUUUAUUAGAUUCACUCAGGUCUAUCAAUCCUGCAGUGCCUUCUAAUUCAGUCUGGAACAUGUGAGAGGAGAAAAUGAAUAAUAAAUACUGAAUAAAUUCUGAGAAAGCACUGG
This is a messenger RNA of Scatophagus argus, 3323 nucleotides long. RefSeq names its product DEAD/H (Asp-Glu-Ala-Asp/His) box helicase 11 (gene ddx11). Gene Ontology annotation, cellular component: nucleus. Bases 158 to 2845 code for a protein of 895 amino acids. Gene Ontology annotation, molecular function: DNA helicase activity; DNA binding; ATP binding. The record is from RefSeq and is a predicted model, not a curated record. The transcript is spliced from 27 exons. NCBI's taxonomy places the organism in Eukaryota, Metazoa, Chordata, Actinopteri, Scatophagidae. Gene Ontology annotation, biological process: establishment of sister chromatid cohesion; nucleobase-containing compound metabolic process.